CCGUGCGCAAAGCGCACGCGUUCAAAGUUUGGAUACGUUCUCCUUUACUUCGAACUAUUCACUAACGAAACUCACCAGAUUUAGAGAUUCAGCUUAUCAAAUUGUUUGACUUUUUAAAACUCUUAUUUUAUAAAAUGGAUGAUUCGGAAACCGAUACUUUGAUCGCGGUGUCGAAGCCUAAAGAUAAACCCAUGAAGUCCAAAAAACAACGAAACCUGGCUCUGGGGUCAGUCUACCCAGAGGUGAUCGAGCCGGAAAAGGACUUUUUAUUGCCACAGAAAGUGAAGCGGCGCGACUCCUCUAACCACUACGGGACCAUACCAGAAAUGGAACCAGAAAUUGCCGCCGAUUCUCCAGGUCCAUUGUCAGCUACACUGCUCAUGGUGCCGAUUGUAGCCAUGUUAGGGUUGGCUCUCGGCAUCUACGAACCACUGAUUGUUGAACUUUUCAAAAGCCGAAUAUGUGAGUACAACUUUAAUUUUACACGAACUAUCUGUCUGGAUCUGGCAAACUUUACCGGAAACAAUGCUUCGGACAUCGGUGCGGAGACCACCGAAGCCACCGCAAAAAUCACUGCCAUCAGUGGCCUCCUGUCGAGUGUUCCAUGUUUAUUCAUUACGCUGUUUAUGGGCUCUUGGAGUGACAACUUUGGCCGGAAACUUCCGAUGGCAUUGCCAUUUUUGGGGUUUAUCCUGUCAGCAUUUGUCACCACACUGGCGGCUAAUUAUCCUCUGCAUCCCUACAUCCUUCUCUUAUCUCCGUUUUCCAUGUCGCUUUUUGGAGGUUGGGUCGUGCUCCUUAUGGCGGUGUUUUCUUACGUAGCCGACUAUACUACUGCGGAGAAUCGAUCGACGGCGGUCGCUCUAGUGGAUGGCUCGCUGCUCGUGGGGAAAACGGCCGGCAUACUGGCCGGUGGUCAGUUGCUGUCGAAAUACGGAUUUACUAUACCGUUGUUCAUCUUUGGGACAUUGCCUAUCCUGGCUGUGAGCUAUGUGCUGGUGUUUGUAAAGGAACGUGGUGUAUUUGGAACGUCCCAGCAAUUCAGCUGCGCGGUAUUCACCACAAAGAAUUUGCUGGAUAAUGCGGCCGUGCUAGGAAAGAAAAGGGUGGGGAAUACGAGAAAGCAUAUCCAUCUGCUGUUGUUAUCCACUGCACUUGGCUUAAUAUUUUUGGGUGAUCAGACUGCGCUUCAGCUGAUAACAGAAAAAUCUCCAUUCUCCUGGGAUGUUGCAACAUUUACUAAGUUCAUAUCGGUUCAGAAUGUCGCUGUGGGACUCGCACUGGCUCUGCUGGUGCCCUUAUUCCGUGUGCUGGCCGCUUCCGACAUUUGGAUAGCAAUAAUAAGUUGCAUUUCCGCUGUACUAUGCAGCUAUGGUUAUGCCUUCUCCAACUCGACAGCAACGCUGCUCGUGGCUGCAGCCACCGGGAUACUACGCAACUUCCAUGUUGUUCUAGCCAGGGCUAUGCUGGUGCCCAUGGUUGCUCGAGAUGAACUGGGAAAGCUGAUGUCCGCCUAUGCUACACUCCAAGCUAUUGCCCCACUCUUCCAGUCCCUGUUUUUCGGAAGCAUCUUCGCUUUGACCGUGGCAUGGUGGCCCGGAUUUUGUUUCGUGUUGGGCAGCUUUGCUUUUGUACUCUCAUUGGCCAUCUUUUGUUACAUUGACUGGGAUCGACAAAACGAAAUUUACUCGUUGUAACAGAAAACUAAAAAUUACCUUCUAAGCUGCUUUUCUAAUGCGUGCAAAUUUAUUUGCCCAAGUAAAUGAGUUAUCUGUGGUGCUCUAAAAUAAUAACAGCAUGUUCAGAAUUAAUAACCCAAUUCAGGUAUACUCUUUUUUUCAUAUUAAAGGUGACGAACAGCCUUUUGCAAAUACUACCCUAGUAUGUAGGUGACUUCGGAA
This is a messenger RNA of Paramacrobiotus metropolitanus, 1901 nucleotides long. Its product is annotated as solute carrier family 46 member 3-like. Lineage: Eukaryota; Metazoa; Tardigrada; Eutardigrada; Parachela; Macrobiotidae. The record is from RefSeq and is a predicted model, not a curated record. Gene Ontology annotation, cellular component: membrane. The transcript has 4 exons. Bases 135 to 1697 code for a protein of 520 amino acids. Gene Ontology annotation, molecular function: transmembrane transporter activity. Gene Ontology annotation, biological process: transmembrane transport.